AUGUCAUCAAAAGAAUUAACACCGUUAUCAGGCGAACAAGGAACUCCAAGUGGUAGUAUAACAAAUGGGGCUUCAAGUACAUCAUCUGCGCCAACUAUUGUACAAAUAUCACGACCAUUUUUCACACAUAAAGAAAUCUCAUAUUUACACAAGCAAACAAUACCAGAGAAUCUUAAACCUCAUUAUACUACUAUUAAACAUAAAGUAUUUCAAUAUUUAUUUCAAGCUAUCAAACAGUUGAAAUUUCCUAUACGAGUGUUAUCUACAACGAUGAAUUAUUAUCAACGAUAUUAUUUAUUCAAUGUAUUUGAAGCCAAUCCUGGUCCAUAUGAUCUAACUGAAGAUCCUUAUACAAUUGCCAUUUCAUGUUUACUUUUAGCUACUAAAGUAGAAGAUUGUAUUAAAAGAUUAAAAGAUAUUCAAAGUGUUUGUAAUAAGAUUAGAGAUAUUGAUGAAAAUAAAAUUGUUGAUUCAAAUGGAAAUAGUUUUGUUGAUUUACAAAGAAAAUUUAUAUUAUCUAUUGAAUUUAAACUUUUGCAAGUUAUAAAAUUUGAUUUUCAUAAUGGCCCAAUUACUAUUAGAUCUAAUGUUGAUAAUUUAUUAAUUCAAUUUUGUAAAAAUUUAAAAAUUGGUUAUAAAUUAUCAAUGUUAUCAUGGUUGAUAAGUUUUGAUAUUAUUUCAACUCCAUUAAGUUUAGUCAUACCUCCACAUUGUAUUGCGUUAUCAAUUAUAAUAAUUAGUUUAAAUUUGAAUCCCAAAGAUAUGAAAUUGACUCAUCAAGAAGAACAAGAAAUAAGCGAAGAAGAAGAGAAUAAAAAAGUUGAAGAAAUUUUGAAAUCUAUCGAUUGUGAUGAAUUAAAUUGUCCUGAAGUAUUAGUAAAUGAAGCUAUUUUAUAUAUAUUGGAUUAUUAUAUUCACCAAUAUCAAUUCUCGAUAUUGAAUGCUUAUCUACCAGUGACAGACCCAGAAUCAGGUAAAGAACAAGUUUAUAAGUUUAUGGAUUUGAAGUCACGAUUCAAUGAUGUUAAAAUAAUGGAUGAAAGUAGUUGUUCAACUCAAUUAAAUGAAACAGAUGAUUAUUUGGCCAAAUGGGAUUAUUCAAUUGGGGCAAAAGGUUCAUCAAGAUUUAUGUUGAGUAACAAGAGAAGAAGAUUCAAUCCAGAAUUAAUAGAACAUAAGAAACAACAACAACAGCAGCAACAACAACAACAACAAAAUGGAAAUUCAAGAUAG
Molecule: messenger RNA, 1233 nt
Organism: Candida tropicalis MYA-3404
Lineage: Eukaryota; Fungi; Ascomycota; Pichiomycetes; Serinales; Debaryomycetaceae
Exons: 1
Coding region: 1-1233 (410 amino acids)
Biological process (GO): regulation of transcription by RNA polymerase II; positive regulation of DNA-templated transcription, elongation
Cellular component (GO): nucleus; cyclin/CDK positive transcription elongation factor complex
Molecular function (GO): cyclin-dependent protein serine/threonine kinase activator activity
Source: RefSeq, a predicted model, not a curated record